Molecule: messenger RNA, 726 nt
Organism: Suhomyces tanzawaensis NRRL Y-17324
Lineage: Eukaryota; Fungi; Ascomycota; Pichiomycetes; Serinales; Debaryomycetaceae
Exons: 1
Coding region: 1-726 (241 amino acids)
Biological process (GO): peptidyl-proline hydroxylation to 4-hydroxy-L-proline
Cellular component (GO): endoplasmic reticulum
Molecular function (GO): procollagen-proline 4-dioxygenase activity; L-ascorbic acid binding; iron ion binding
Source: RefSeq, a predicted model, not a curated record
AUGCCACCAAAGAAGAGUGUGGCGAAACAGUAUACGUUUCCACAGAACUUUCUCGAUGUAUCCAACUCCGCCAAAACACAAUUUUUCAAGCCGCAGCCACAAAUAGUCGUUUCGGACCAGAUUAUCACCAUCAAUAACUUCUUCUCCAAAGAAUUGUGCAAUGAGCUUAUCAAGUCAUUCGAAAAGGGUCUUGGGCUCGAGACCACUCCUCUCAUCAAAAGCAAGGAGUAUGCUCUCCGAAUCAACGACCGUGCAGCCGUGAACGACUUUGGGGCUGCACAGGCGAUGUGGAGCUACUUGAGAGAUAUUCUCCUUCAGGAAGUGGAAUACGAAGACGAAGAGUUGGAGGAGAUCAAUGACACAUUCCGCGAUGCAUGCGGGUUGAAUCCUCAGUUGAGAGUGUACAGAUACAAAAAGGGCCAUCAUUUCAAUCAACAUUAUGACGAAUCAGUAGUAUGUGCUCGUAAUGAAAGUGGAAGCUUGAAAGGACGGACCAAAUGGACGUUAUUAAUAUACUUGACUGGAGAUGAUGAGUUUGAGGGUGGAGGUACUAUCUUCUACCCGGAUUACAGAGGUGCUGAACCACUAAACGUCCAUCCAAGCAAGGGAAUGGCAUUAUUGCACAAACAUGGCGAUGACUGCUUGAAACACGAAGGAGAAAUAGUACGUAGAGGUGAAAAAUGGAUAUUACGUAGUGAUGUGGUUUAUGGGAUGGGUAGUCGGUGA